CUUAGCUGCCCAGGUGGGGAUAAAAACUGCCUAGUACCUAAACAUCAUUAGGCCCAUCUUCCUAUUACCAUCUGCGUCACAGCAAGCUCCCCGCGGUCCCUCUGAUGUAUUUGUACGGAGUCUGGUUCCUCCUAACAAGAUUAUCUCUUCCGACCUUGCGCACGAGCGAGCGCAAACACCACGAUGCAGUCGCGCCAGUUCUUACAACCUAUAUGGCGCUCCUUAACGAUUCGAGUACAUCCUUCCUCUACUUUACCUCGUUGCCCUUCCCGCCUAAUUCAGCGCAGUCGACCAUUCUCUCAAACCUCUUUCCGAGCGAAUAACUGGCCACGCCCUCCUCCCGGAACCCAUAAGCACAACAAUGAUCCGCAUUACCAACUCGCCCACGCGAAACCGCUUGUAACCCCUGGUCGCCUUCGCAGAUUCGUCCGCUCUCCCACCCUACGCACUGUCGUCGUCCUCUCUAUCGUCGGCGCCGUAGUCUUCUACGUCAGCAAUAUUCAGACUGUGCCUGUGUCCGGGCGGCGACGUUUCAAUUGCUUCAGCGAUGAGUCUGUGGAAGCAGCGAGCCAGGCGCAGGUCAAGCGGUUACUAUGGGAGAUAGAGCGCUCUGGUCAACGGUUUUUAAGCGACUGGGAUCCGCGCAUGAUGAUGGUGAGGCGGGUUAUGAACAGAUUGAUCCCUGUCUCGGGCAUGGAGGAUGCGGAUUGGGAAAUAAGGGUCAUUGAUGAUCCCCACACGGCGAACGCCUUCGUGAUUCCCGGUGGCAAGGUCUUCGUCUUCAGUGGCCUACUACCUAUAGCGAGGAACGAAAACGGACUGGCGGCAGUGCUAGGCCACGAGAUCGCGCACAACCUUGCUGGGCACGUGGGGGAGCGCAUGUCAGGAGAGAUUGGCAUUAAUAUUCUACUUUAUUCUCUUAUAUUCCUCACGGGUGGAAUAGCAAUCCUUGGCACACACUUCAUAGGAGGUGCUAUCUUGGAUCUUCUGUUCUCGCGGCCAAUGGGCCGCAAGCAAGAGAGCGAGGCCGACUACAUCGGAUUGAUGAUGAUGGCAGAGGCUUGCUUUGACCCCCGCGAAGCACUCGGCUUCUGGAUGCGUAUGGAGCAGGCACAGCAGGGAGAGCCGCCUGAAUGGAUCAGCACUCAUCCAUCUAACUUCAACCGCGUACAAAAGAUCAACGAAUGGAUGCCAAAAGCUGUGGAAAAGAUGCAAGAAAGCAACUGCCAGGGAACAUCAGCAUUUGCUAAGUCGUUUAGGAGGGCGAUGAAACGAGGUGUACUAAUAGAGUAGACGACAUAGAACGACGUUUAGGGUUGGGUUAGGGUUAGUUGAUGAUUGAUGCUUGAUGAUACCAGAGUUGGAGUGAGUUCAUUGGGUACGUAGUACUUAAGUACUUAGUGAACACCUGGCAGUCUAUAUCACUUUUAAGAAUAUAGUAAGAAGUCCCAUAGCAAUGAUGAACUUGAAUACGACAUAUGUUGUUGUUAUAUCCUCAAUACUUCGUACUACUACAUGCAUGCAUCAUGGAUACUUGCAUGUUCAUACCGUACA
Hypoxylon fragiforme is the source of this 1554-nucleotide messenger RNA. RefSeq lists its product as uncharacterized. NCBI's taxonomy places the organism in Eukaryota, Fungi, Ascomycota, Sordariomycetes, Xylariales, Hypoxylaceae. The record is from RefSeq and is a predicted model, not a curated record. The coding region runs from base 184 to 1293 and encodes 369 amino acids. Gene Ontology annotation, biological process: protein quality control for misfolded or incompletely synthesized proteins; mitochondrial protein processing. Gene Ontology annotation, molecular function: metalloendopeptidase activity. The transcript is spliced from 4 exons. Gene Ontology annotation, cellular component: mitochondrial inner membrane.